AAGCCGUGAUGCAACCGGAUAAAGGAAGCCGUUCAAACCAAACAUGGCGGCAAAAAUGGACGCGCAAACUACAGAAGAGACAAACGAAGACUUCAGAGUGCGACUAACGUCUAAAAAACAAGUUGUCGAAUAUGUGCAUCAAUACAAAGACAUUUUAAACAAAGCGCUGGACGGACAAACGGGAAUUUCGGAGGACACUAAGCGACUUUUACUUGAGGAACUGCUGGCGGACUUUGAGGCUGCUGUUCAUGCCAAUGUGUUGGUGAACGGACAAACGUGGGAGCAGGCUCCACUUGACCAAGAUGAGGACGAGCUGCCUGAGCUGGAGAAGCGAAUGGACGACGCUAUCGUGGAGAUGGCGCGGAAGCGACGCACGUUACCCCCGCAAAUCCUGCGCUCAGCCGUGCGCACCCUCAAAGCGGAAAGGCGACUUGUGGACUUUUAUGAAAAGCCAGUCAAAGCUCAGCAGAUGCUCACAGAGCCUCAGACAGAGAACUUGAUGAAGGACUUGUCAGAUCGGGCAUCUGAACUGAAGGAACACGCCCAAGUCGUCAAGUCCAUCCAGACACUUCAGAAUCAGGCCGAAGGCUUACUGGAGAUAAUUGGCAUGAGGCACAGUCAGAUGUCGUUGGAGGUGCACCAGGAAGUGUUCGGCAGCAGCCAUUUGGGAGAAACUCCACCUGUUUGGCUAAAUCACGUCGAGGGGAACAGCAAGUGGAAGAAGCAGUCGGUCCAACGAGACGUGGAGGAUGUCCUGACCUCGGCGGGAUACAUACAACAAAAAGAUAUAAUGAGUGGGAAGUGACAAGUUGGUUUUUGUUCAACUUUGGACUGAUCGAGUGGGCCAAAUCAUGUAAAGACACAUUGUUCAUUAUUCUACUUACGUUUGCAAAGCAACAACAACAUGUCAUGGAAAUAAUGAUAAUUAAAGUACAUGAAGUCCACUGAGCAAACAUGCCAUUUUUGUGAUUGUGUAGUUCACAGUUAAACCGCUAGGGGGCAGCAAAUACAAC
Molecule: messenger RNA, 1013 nt
Organism: Syngnathus acus (greater pipefish)
Lineage: Eukaryota; Metazoa; Chordata; Actinopteri; Syngnathiformes; Syngnathidae
Gene: nsl1
Product: NSL1 component of MIS12 kinetochore complex
Exons: 6
Coding region: 44-805 (253 amino acids)
Biological process (GO): mitotic sister chromatid segregation
Cellular component (GO): kinetochore; MIS12/MIND type complex
Source: RefSeq, a predicted model, not a curated record